AUGUUUGGGAGUCAAUUUGAUUACUUGAAACUCAAACCAAGAACAGUUGAAGAGAUACACCAUGAAGAUGGUUAUAUAAAAGAAGGUAUUGAAAGGACAGCAACUAGAAGGAUCUUUUAAUCAGUCGAAUAUGAUCAUUUCGAAAAGAAAUAAAUUCAACAAUUCAAAGAUAUCAUUAGAGGAGCAAACAUAAGUGUGAGUUCUGACGAUGUACUAUUAAGAUUUCUUUAUGCAGGAUAUUUCAAUAUGACUAAUUGUCUAGAAGUAUUUUAAAUUCCAUCACAAUUAGUUAUAUAAACGACAUAUAUAUUGGCUGAAUACAAGUCGUCUGUCUAAUAUCCCAGAAAAAGUGCUCCUAUGUUUGAGAGAAGGUUUAGUCUAUAUAGGUGGCAAAGACUAUCAAUAUCGUCCAAUUAUAGUUAUUAAUUUACACAUGAUGGAUCUCUAUCUAUUCGACUCAGAUGCCUUUAUUCAUGCUCUUUCCAUCCUAUUUGUAAUCUGCGAGGAUUAUAUGUUCUAUCCAGGUAAAGUUGAAAACAUAGUUGUUAUUGUCGAAACGGAUUAAAUGAGUCUUUACAAUUUCCCUUAAAAAACAUUUCAAGUCAUUAUUUGGAUGAUGAGUUAAAACUUUCCACAGAUCUUAGAUCGUCUCUAUCUAUUUAAUCCAUCGAAAGAAUUACUUAUGAAUUGGGAUAAUUAUCAUUAGAUGUUGGAUAGUAGGACAUUCAAAAAAAUUGAAAUUUGGGAAUCUAAAUCUUUUGCUCCACUUGCUCAUGGCUUUCACCCUGAUAUGUUGGAACGUAGAUUUGGUGGAGGUAUGCCCAAUCUACAGUAAUAUUGGCUGCCCACUUAACUCAUUUAAUAACCCAGCAGCAUCUCCUUCAAAGUUCAAAAACCCAUGUAUAACCAAGGAACUAUUCAAUAUUCUCUUUAUAAUGAUCCUAAGGAGUUAUUAGAAAGAUUACAACAAAGAGAUGCAGAGGAUAGGUCAUAAGAAGCCACACUCAAAAGUGAACCUAAAUCAAGUGUUGCCUCCGGAAAAUUGUAAGUCAUCGAUUUUCAUUAAACUAUGGGCAAUGCCUUUAAAAUGUAAAAUUAUGGCUAAGAACAAUAAGAUCUAAGUUAAACCAAUUUCUCUGGAGAAUUCUAUUAAUAAACCAAUUAAAUUUAAUAAUCUCCUCAAUAAUAAUUCAUGAAUCCAGGGUUUUAGGGAUCAGCUCUUCCAGAGUAAUAAUUCAGACCAAAUAGUAAGGCUAAUUCUGUGACAUCUUCUUAAAAGAUUAGGGAUCAAUAGACAGCUUAACAAUUGGUGGGUUCCUAUUAAAAACCUAUAAGUGGAGUUCAACAAACUAUGAGACCGAAUACCAUGCCCAUCCCUUAAUUGGGAGCCCCAGCCUAAUCUGAAAGACUUUAUCAAUCUGUGGAUGAAAAAUUAAAUGACUCUUAGCGACCAUCUAGCAAUAAUGUUUAAGCAUGCUCAAUUAUGUGA
Molecule: messenger RNA, 1489 nt
Organism: Paramecium octaurelia
Lineage: Eukaryota; Ciliophora; Oligohymenophorea; Peniculida; Parameciidae
Source: the annotation of a GenBank genome assembly